AUGAGUGCUUUGCUAUUAGCAACUGUUUGCGCUAAUGAGAAAAAUGGAAAAGAAGACACAAGAACCUCGGUAUCUCACUGUCAAUCACCUUGGCAACAACAUGAGCCCAUUGUCAAGAGGAAACACCAGUUACGCCCAGAUUGUGCGCUCGGUGAAUUGCGUUCGCUUGACUGCCUUGAGUGCCCCUCAGUACGCAAAAGGGCCGCUCAAAUCGCAUGGGAAUUUCCUGUUGCUCGACAGGAACCAAACGGAGUGCACGCAUGA
This is a messenger RNA of Protopolystoma xenopodis, 264 nucleotides long. The record is from the annotation of a GenBank genome assembly. Lineage: Eukaryota; Metazoa; Platyhelminthes; Monogenea; Polystomatidea; Polystomatidae.